Molecule: messenger RNA, 2244 nt
Organism: Epinephelus lanceolatus (giant grouper)
Lineage: Eukaryota; Metazoa; Chordata; Actinopteri; Perciformes; Serranidae
Gene: gucd1
Product: guanylyl cyclase domain containing 1
Source: RefSeq, a predicted model, not a curated record
ACAGAGGAGUGAAGCAAAGCCCUUCAGUCAGAGCCCUCGUCACCACAAAAAAACUGAAACUAAAUAUAGUUUAUUUUUAAUCCAUUAUUUGCUUAGUUAACUAAUAACUGUAUGAGUGGCGGUGGUGUGCGUCGAUGAGUUCACCUCGCUGUUUAACCAGCGAAGCAGCCAACAGACUAGUUAACACUGUUAGCCUGGCAGCUAAAGUUACAUUUGGGCAGCUGGUGUCUUUAGGUUAGCAUCCAUGAGGAAACCCAACUCCUGCUAAAAUGCUGUAAACAAGACCGACUAGCUUGUCUUAAGUUAGCUAGUUGGCCGCUUGUCUAAGGAAGAAUACAACAGAAUGACAGAGGAUGCCGUCUUGCUGAAUGUUCCUGUCAUUCGGCAGCUGUACCACUGGGACUGUGGGUUAGCCUGCUCCAGGAUGGUCCUGAAGUAUCUCCAUCCAGUCAGUGAUGAGGAGUUUCAGAGAGCAUGCUGGGAUCUAAAGCUGACGGAGAGUGUGUGGACUAUAGACCUGGCCUACCUCAUGUGCCAUCUAGGAAUCAAACACUGCUUUUGCACACAGACUCUGGGUGUUGAUAAGGGCUUUAGGAAUCAGUCCUUCUAUAAGAAGCAUUUUGACACAGAAGAAGACAGAGUGAAUGAGCUCUUCCUUAAAGCAGAGAGCAAAGGUGUGAUGGUGAAGAAAUGCUCAGUGACGGUUCAGGAAAUACAGUCCCAUCUGGAGCAGGGCCAUGUCGCCAUAGUGCUGGUCAACGCUGUUGUCUUGACAUGUGAACUCUGCUCCUCGCCUGUCAAAUACUGCUGCUUCCUGCCUGUGGGCCAGAAGUGUUUCUGCAGGAAGCCAGAGUACCAGGGUCACUUUGUGGUAGUGUGCGGCUUCAAUAGGACCACUGGCUGUGUGUUUUACAACAACCCUGCAUAUUCUGACCGUGUGUGCUGCACCAGCGUCAGUAACUUUGAGGAGGCUCGGCGGAGCUAUGGGACAGAUGAGGAUAUCCUGUUGAUCUUUAAGGAGAGUUGAUGUACAGCAAUGACGGGUUUGGAUUUCACUCUUCCUCCACUCAUCAUAGUAGAGAUCUGAUGCUGCAGGUCGACAGUCCCGGACUAGCGGCUCCACCUGUUGUCACAGAUCCCCUGGGCCAUCCUCUCCGGUGCUAAUAAGACCAACUGCUGAAAUGAAUGCUGCAGAUUCACCGCUCUUUUUCCCUCUUAUAUAGUCAGUACCACUUGACUCCUAAAGGAUUAAAAACUGGGGUUUUUAGUAAUCUAAGUAAUUUUAAUUUUUUUAUCCACUUGUUUUGGGGAUGAACAGAUGGUCUAAAUGGAUUUCAUCAUGUCUUUGUUAAAUUUAAAUUCUGAUAUUGGAGCUAUUGAUAUCUCAAAUUGUGAGUAUUUUAGACUUGUGAAACUACAGUGGAUGAAAUGUGGGAAUCAUGACAUAGAGUAGGAAUUACCCGGAAAUAGUGUGCACAUAAUUCAGGGCCAAUGAUGACAUCCAGUUUAUUUGUCCUGUUCAGUGUUGAAGUCUUUAAGAGGCUCAUCAGCAGCCACCAGCCUCACCUCCACUUGCCUUUUAGAAAAAUCCUCCUGACUCACCUCUGUCACUUUUUAUCCUGAUGAUUCUGUCAACGCGGAAUACAGGAAGUAGUUGUGUUUUGAGUGUCUCAGGUAAUUAAUGCCCUAAAGUGUGACAUGUGCAUUAAAUGACAACUAGUUCAAUGCAAUACCUCAUAGUUUGUCUGUGGGGCUCACUCUGCCUGCAGAAGAACAUGGACAGUGGACUGAUGUACUGAAACUUGAAGUCAUCAGUUUAAUUCACUUCACUGAGAAAAAAACAAAACAGUUCCUGUCGUGGUGUCGUGGCAACAUGCUGGAUUAACGGAUAAAUUGUAUGGAUGUUUUGACCAUGUGGCAGAACAAAGGUGUAAAUGUUGAAUCAUGUUCUCUGUUGAACAUGGUGAAACUAGGUUAUUUGCUCAUUGUCACUCUGUUUUGUUUUUUAAUUUUGGUAUUAUGUAUACAUUUUGCACUAUACUUUUCAAACCAGACAUAAUUAUGUGUUAUUUAAAUAAAAUCAAAAAUUACCAUGAAAUUGCUUUUCUGAAUUUAUGGAAAGUGAUUUCUUCCUGGUUGUGCUUUUUUGUAUGAACAAAUGGCACAUUUAAAACCACAAACUUUAUUUUUUAUUAAACAUAGAGCUGCAUUUAUUAUAUGUCGUGAAUAAAGGAUUUGAACAUA